GCUAUCAAUGGUAUGCCCUUCUGGAUUAACACUGUCAACGCUGGCCAGCCAGCCGUCGGCACCGGUCUGAUCUUCUCCAUGUAUACUAUCGGCCAAAUUAUCGCACCGAUCUUCGCAGGCCCCUUCACCGACUACUUUGGCCGUAAGUGGGGUGUCCUGUCGGGAUGUAUCGUCAUCUGCAUCGGCACCGCUGUAAUCUCGUCUUCGUUCGGGCAGACCCAGUUCGUCGGGGGCCGUUUCCUACUCGGUUUUGGCGCAUCUGUGAUCUCGGUCGCCGCACCCGCAUAUUGUGUAGAGGUCGCCCCACCUCAGUGGAGAGGACGCAUGAUGGGCCUGUUUAACACGGGCUGGUACUCUGGUUCCAUUCCUGCUGCGGGCAUCACCCUUGGGACACGUAACAUCAUGUCCGACUGGUCGUGGCGUGUGCCGCUCAUCCUCCAAGGUUUACCCGCCCUUGUGGUAUGCUUCAUUAUUAUGUUUCUCCCCGAGUCACCGCGAUGGCUUAUGGCACAAGGCAAAGACGACCAGGCUCUUGCCUUCCUCAUCAAGUACCACGGAUCGGGGAACCCGGAUGAUCCGAUCGUUCAGCUCCAAUACGACGAGUUCAAAGAAGCAAUCGAGCUGGACGCUUCCGACAAGCGUUUCUGGGACUGGUCUGAGCUGUAUAACACUGCCAAUGCGCGCUGGCGUUCCCUCAUGGUUAUCUUCAUGGGAGUUGCCGGACAGUUCUCGGGAUCUGGCCUGAGUUACUUCAACUUGCAACUGUAUUCCCAGCUUGGUUUCAACACGACUCAGCAAUUUGAUUUCAAUCUUGGGAACCAGUUCAUGAGCUGCACGGGAUCAACGAUUGGAACCAGUCUGGCGGAUAGGCUUCCUAGGCGUAAGGCGCUGAUUGGUGGAACAUUUGGCUGUGCGAUGAUGCUUGUCUGUGCGGGCGCGUUCUCCGAGCUCGUAUCUCAAGGGCGCGCGAGUCCUGCUAUGGAGCGUGCUGGUGUCGCGUGCUACUUCAUGUUCCACAUUAUCUCCGGGUUUACGUUCACUCCCCUGCAGCCAACCUAUCCGUCCGAGUGCCUCAAGACCAACACUCGUGCGAAAGGGAUGGCGCUAUAUUCGAUCGUAUGCGGCGCCUUCAGCUUCAUCAAUACGUUCGCUGGCCCGAUCGCGCUUGCUAACAUCACGUAUAACUACAUCUACUUCUUCGUCGCAUGGGACCUAUUCGAGUGCAUCAUCUGGUACUUUUUUGGUAUCGAGACACUCGGAAGGACGAUCGAGGAGAUGGAAGAGAUUUUCAGCGCAUCAAAUCCUGUCAAGGCGAGCAUUGCCAAUAGGGACAUCCUUCUUGAUGAUGUGCAUGAGAGGGUGUGAACGUUGGCGUAUACGUACGGUCUGUAACAUACUGCUCCGUUCUUGCUCCACAUAGACAAUAAUGUUGCUGUUGAUGCAUUUCA
This is a messenger RNA of Dacryopinax primogenitus, 1448 nucleotides long. Its product is annotated as MFS general substrate transporter. The record is from RefSeq and is a predicted model, not a curated record. The coding region runs from base 13 to 1365 and encodes 450 amino acids. NCBI's taxonomy places the organism in Eukaryota, Fungi, Basidiomycota, Dacrymycetes, Dacrymycetales, Dacrymycetaceae. Gene Ontology annotation, cellular component: membrane. Gene Ontology annotation, biological process: carbohydrate transport; transmembrane transport. Gene Ontology annotation, molecular function: carbohydrate:proton symporter activity. The transcript has 4 exons.